AUGAUGCAGAUGACAACUUACACAAGUUAUGUUGAAUACAUUUCCAAGCAGGUAAGAUGUCUUGCUUCACAGCUGUCUGAUGAAGCAGAAGAGCUUGUGAAGGUGGCCAAUGAAAUUGAGCAAGGACAACGAAGCUACUUCAAUAUCUUCCGCUCUAAAGCAGCACUGAAAGAGGCUGAAAAACCAUCUCCUUAUUGGAAGCAGAGGCUCUCCAAUCGAGCAUUAGUUUCCCAGAAUGGUGUGAUGUCCCGAACAAAGCAUUUAAUCCAGAAAUUGUGUGAAGCCCCCACAAACUCUGUGAAGUUGAGGAGGGGGGAAGAAUUGUGCCAUCAUCUCCUUCAGUUUCCUGAGGCACGCUCAGUUGCCAUAAAGAAUGGUGGUGAAGGGAAGUUGUGCAGAAUAAUUCAGCUGACUAGAGAUGAAGAAGUGGUCCUUGUAUUAAGAAAAUGUCUCUUGCUCCUUGGUCAUUCACAUCCGACUCGAGGAAAUGGGAUUCGAAUUCUCUCCAUUGAUGGAGGCGGCCUUCGGGGUCUAGUUGCCUUGGAGGCAUUGAAGCGCAUGGAAGAGAAGACAGGAAAACGGACUUAUGAACUAUUUGAUCUCAUCUGUGGUGUGAGUGUUGGAAGCAUCUUGGCCAUUCUCUUGGGGGCCCUAAAGAAGAGUACAGAGGAAGCAGAAAGGAUCUUGAAGGGUGUUGGACGCGAGGUAUUCCAACCCUGGUCCUGGAAGUCGACUGGAAGUGUGCUUUGGAAUCACAGCCUUUAUAAUACUAAGGUCUGGGAUCAGCUUCUUCAGAGAGAACUUGGUGAUGUCAAUCUCAUCGACACAGCUGCAGAUCCAUUUGUUCCUAAGGUGGCAUUGGUAUCAGCUGUGGUGAACAUGGGGAAGUUGAAGUCAUUUGUGUUCCGCAACUACAUGCCCCCACAUCGUGCACAGAGCCGAUACAUGGGGAGCUGCAGUGUACGUUUGUGGGAGGCUUGUCGGGCAUCUGCAGCUGCUCCAGGGUACUUUGAAGAGUUCACUCUAGGUGAUCUCAUUCAUCAGGAUGGAGGUAUUCUUAUGAACAAUCCAUGUGGGAUAGCUUUGCACGAAGCACGCCUCCUUUGGCCUAAUUCUCCUCUGGAGUGUGUAGUUUCGUUAGGAACAGGCAAGAGCCAGUCACAUGAUAAUACCCUUCCCUCUCCCUCACCUACUUCCAUCAAGAGGAAACUCCUCCUUGUGUUGGACUCUGCUGCCGACACAGAAGGUGUUCAUGUUAUGCUGCAGGAUCUCAUCCCAGGUCACAUCUACUUUCGCUUAAACCCAUAUCUGAGAGAGUUGGUGGACCUAGAUGAGACAAGUGAAGAGAAGUUCCUCCAGAUGCAGGAGGACACAAUCAUGUACCUGAGACGCAAUGAUCACCUCCUCGAAAGAGCUGCUGCCAUAUUACUGCGGGAGAAGUCCGUCUCCACCCGCUUACAUGACUGGCUCCUUCUUCAACGCCUCAUUCUGACAAAAACAUGAUUGGAAUCUUAUAAGAGUGAGAGAGAAAGAGGAAAACCACUCCCCAGUGAUAUGUUCCUAGUCUGCAAAAGGGUGGAUUCUCAUUGAAUAACCCAUGUGAUGGCCAACUUGACCCUGAAUAACCCAUGUGGUGGCCAACUUGACCCUGAAUAACCCAUGUGGUGGCCAACUUGACCCUGAAUAACCCAUGUGGUGGCCAACUUGACCCU
Darwinula stevensoni is the source of this 1712-nucleotide messenger RNA. The record is from the annotation of a GenBank genome assembly. Lineage: Eukaryota; Metazoa; Arthropoda; Ostracoda; Podocopida; Darwinulidae.